This is a messenger RNA of Auxenochlorella protothecoides, 333 nucleotides long. RefSeq lists its product as hypothetical. The transcript has a single exon. The coding region runs from base 1 to 333 and encodes 110 amino acids. Lineage: Eukaryota; Viridiplantae; Chlorophyta; Trebouxiophyceae; Chlorellales; Chlorellaceae. The record is from RefSeq and is a predicted model, not a curated record.
AUGCGCACCGCGCCCUUCCUGCUGGAUCUAUGCAUGCUGGGGCAGUGUCACUGGGCUGGUGCCCCACAGGCACCAGCUCGGAAUCCUGUUGAGACAAUCCUCGGCCCAUCACAUUUGCAGUGCUGGGCGCAAAGCAAGGGCUGGAUCGGUACCAGGCCACGCCAAAGGACCUUGCCAACGAGGAAGACGAGGCGUAGGCAGCAGAUCCUCCCUUCACGCGAGUGCUCCUCUGCAAGUACAGCACCCCUGCCACCACUCCUUGUAGCAGUCUGCGUGUCUGAGCAGGUUUGCCGAGGGCGUCUCUCGUAUUAUAUCCAUGUACAUGUACAAUAG